AUGACGGUAAAAAAUCCAAGUACACCAGCUUUAAAAAUAGAUAGGACUCCAGUAUCCACCCCAGGUGGCCCCAGAGCUAAGGAAGAGAAGAUUGUGGUAACAGUACGGUUAAGGCCUUUGAACAAAAGGGAGCAAUCAGCCAAAGACCAUGUUGCAUGGGAUUGCAUUGAUGAUCACACAAUUGUGUAUAAACCACAGCCUCCCGAGCGUGCAGCUCAAUCAGCUUCCUUCACCUUUGACAAAGUGUUUGGUCCAGCUAAUUUAACUGAAACAGUAUACGAGGAAGGAGUAAAGAAUGUGGCGCUAUCUGCUCUAAUGGGCAUAAAUGCAACAAUAUUUGCAUAUGGCCAAACUAGCAGUGGAAAAACUUACACAAUGAGAGGAAUCACGGAGAAAGCUGUCAAUGAUAUUUAUAAGCAUAUCAUGAAUACUCCAGAAAGGGAUUUUAGAAUAAGAAUAUCUGGACUGGAAAUCUAUAAUGAGAAUGUUCGAGACCUAUUGAAUUCAGAGUCUGGUCGCAAUCUCAAACUUUUAGAUGAUCCUGAGAAAGGAACUGUAGUUGAGAAGUUGGCAGAGGAAACAGCAAAUGACGAUCAACAUCUACGACAUUUGAUCAGUAUUUGUGAGGCUCAAAGGCAAGUGGGUGAAACUGCUUUGAAUGAUACUAGUUCACGGUCUCACCAAAUAAUAAGGCUGACAGUAGAAAGCACUCUUCGUGAAAAUUCAGAUUGCGUGAGGUCUUUUGUUGCUAGCCUGGUAAAAGGCUUGCCUUUCUAUACUUUCCCAAAUGGUUUGAGGAGCUAUAGAUUUAUGCCCAUAACUGUUGAUGUUAAUAAACAUCCUCUGCAGAACUUUGUAGAUCUUGCUGGAAGUGAAAGAGCCUCACAGACAAAUGCAGAUGGUGCUAGGCUUAGGGAAGGGUGUCAUAUCAAUCUUAGUUUGAUGACUCUUACAACUGUUAUCAGGAAACUCAGUGUUGGAAAAAGAAGUGGUCAUAUACCCUACCGAGACUCAAAGCUCACACGCAUAUUGCAACACUCACUUGGUGGAAAUGCACGUACUGCCAUCAUAUGUACCUUGAGUCCAGCAUCAGCCCAUGUUGAACAAUCCCGCAAUACUCUGUUCUUUGCAACUCGAGCAAAGGAAGUGACAAAUAAUGCUCAAGUGAACAUGGUUGUUUCAGACAAGCAGUUGGUUAAGCAUUUGCAGAAGGAAGUAGCCAGACUGGAAGCAGAGCUACGCACCCCAGAUCCAUCAAAUGAAAAGGACUUCAAAAUUCGGCAGAUGGAGAGGGAAAUGGAGGAACUGAGACGUCAAAGAGAUCUUGCGCAAUCCCAGGUGGAUGAGUUACGUCAAAAACUUCAGUAUGAACAACAGGGCUUGAAGCCAUUUGAGUCACCUAAUCCAGUUGUGAAGAAAUGUCUGUCUUUUUCUGGCACCUUAUCACCAAAACGGGAUGGCAAGGAAUCAAACCGUGGUGAUAGAACAAGAAAUACGAUGGGAAGGCAGACCAUGAGACAAUCGUCAACCGCUCCUUUCACACUCAUGCAUGAAAUUAGGAAGCUUGAACACCUCCAGGAGCAGCUGGGAGAAGAAGCAAAUCGAGCACUGGAAGUACUACAGAAAGAGGUCGCUUGUCAUAGACAAGGUAACCAAGAUGCUGCAGAGACUAUUGCAAAGCUGCAAGCAGAAAUAAGGGAAAUGUGUGCAGUCCGAACAGCCACGAAAGAAGUUGAAGUUGACAGUGUUGUUGCUGUUAACAAGAGUGUUAGUGCUAACCUUAAGGAUGAAAUAACCAGACUUCACUCACAGGGAAGCAACAUUGCAAAUCUGGAAGAACAACUUGAAAACGUUCAGAAGUCCAUAGACAAAUUGGUGAUGUCUCUUCCAAGCAAUACUCAGCAAUCUAAUGGUGAAGCAGUUCUGAUGGCCAAUCAGUCAAAAAAGAAGAAGCUACUUCCAUUAGCUUCAAGCAAUGGUGCGAACCUGCAAAACUUCAUAAAAUCUCCUUGCUCACCUCUGUCAUCUUCUCGGCAAGUAUUGGAGUCCGAGACUGAAAACAGAGAUCCAGAAUAUGAUGAUGCUGUAUCAAUAGAAAGUCUGCCAGUAUCUGAUAAAGAGACUCCUAAAAAAAGUGAAGAAGGGGGAGAUGUCACAUCAAAGGAAGGUACUCCUUAUCGACGUUCAAGUUCUGUCAACAUGAGGAAAAUGCAGAAGAUGUUUCAGAAUGCAGCAGAAGAAAACGUAAGAAGCAUACGAACGUAUGUAACAGAGCUUAAAGAACGUGUCGCGAAGCUGCAAUACCAGAAGCAGCUACUUGUUUGCCAGGUGCUUGAACUGGAAGCAAAUGAAGCAGCUGGAUACAAUUUAGAAAAUGAUGACAACAUUCCUGAGAUACAAGAGGAGUCCCCCGUUUCAUGGCAUCUAAUUUUUAGGGAGCAAAGGCAGCAGAUCAUUGAGUUGUGGGAUGUAUGCUUUGUCUCCAUCAUACAUAGGACACAGUUCUAUCUGUUAUUUAAGGGAGAUCCGGCUGACCAAAUAUAUAUGGAAGUGGAACUUAGGCGCUUGACUUGGCUGCAGCAGCACUUAGCAGAACUUGGCAAUGCUAGCCCAGCUCAUGUCGGAGAUGAGCCUACUAUCUCUUUGUCAUCAAGUAUUAGAGCUUUGAAGCGCGAAAGGGAGUUCCUUGCAAAGAGGUUAACUUCUCGUUUGACUGUCGAGGAGAGGGAUGCAUUGUACAUAAAAUGGGAUGUUCCGCUAGAGGGAAAGCAAAGGAAGAUGCAGUUCAUAAACAAGCUCUGGACGAAUCCCCAUUGUGCCAAGCAUGUACAGGAGAGUGCUGAGAUAGUGGCAAAGCUAGUAGGGUUCUGUGAAGGUGGAAAUUUGUCAAAGGAGAUGUUUGAGCUUAAUUUUGUGCUUCCUUCUGACAAGAGGCCCUGGAUUAUGGGAUGGAACCCAAUUUCAAACCUACUUCAUUUGUGAGCAACUACAAUUCUUUUUGUAAGUAAAUCCCAAUAUGAUGUUAUUUACAUGUAAAUUAAAUUUCAAACGUUCUUUGACUGCCCCAAUUUUGGAGUCUCCCUCCAACUUCUUUUGGUUAUUUCAUUGUGGUGCCGACUGGUUGAGCACACUUUCAUUUUCUUAAUAAAAGAAACUAAUUUAUAUGGUUCGUCUGAACUAUCAAUUUGAUGUUUGAUGUGUGUGUUUACUUGAAUCGGAUAUCUGUAUAUUCAACAGGAAGG
Molecule: messenger RNA, 3242 nt
Organism: Ilex paraguariensis (yerba mate)
Lineage: Eukaryota; Viridiplantae; Streptophyta; Magnoliopsida; Aquifoliales; Aquifoliaceae
Source: the annotation of a GenBank genome assembly